GUGAAAGCUUGAGCUAGGACCACCCUAACGCCAUUCCAGAUCGUCAUCGAACUUUCAGAGCUGCGACAUCCAUGACAUUGCCAGACGGACAUACUCCGUACCACUUCUGAGCAAAACGUCUCUUGUGACAAUCCGAGCCAAUUAAGCAUUCUAAUCGAAUACCACGCCCUCGCACUACCUUACGCGAUGCCGACAACUGGUCCUCCGCCACCCCUGCCGGGAGAUCGGCCCCUGCCAUCUUCCUUUGACAAUGACGAAGACUUCUACAAUGAAAACGGCUUCCAAAAGAUCGCCCGAAAGCUCAAGCAGGAGCCGCUGGUGCCGCUGGGCUGCGUGCUGACGGUGGCGGCCUUCACCGGCGCGUACCGGGCCAUGAGGGCGGGCGACCACGGGCGAGUCAAUCGCAUGUUCCGCUACAGAAUCGCCGCGCAGGGCUUCACCAUCCUCGCCAUGGUGGCCGGCGGCAUCUACUACAGCGACGACCGCCACAAGGAGCGCGAGAUGUGGAAGGCCAAGCGCGAUGCCGACGAGGAGGAGAAGCGCCUCAAGUGGAUCAAGGAGCUCGAGGCCAGGGACGAGGAGGACAAACUCGCAAAGGAGAUCAUGGACAAGAGGAGGCAGCGCGCCGCCGCCGCCGCCGCCAAGCGCGAGGGCAGGGCCGUCGAGGACAAGGCCGCAGAGGGUGGUGCGGCUGCUGCACAGGAUGCCAAGUCGUCUUCUGGUCUGAGCUGGGCCUCAGCGCCUGGGUGGUUUGGCGGGAACAAGAACGAGCCCGACGCAAACGCGCAGACGAAUACAGGAGAUGCUGAAAAGCCGUCGGAGAAAUGAAGGAGUUGACCCUCUCUCCGUUUCUUAUGUAUACUACAGAUUGUUAAGGCGUUUUUUUUUUCUUUUUUUGGGCUAGCAAAAAUUGGGGACAUCUCAGACCCCCACGGUGGAUUGAUCAGUUGCCGAUGAACGAUGGGCUGAUACCAGUGUAAUAUGACGCUAUCUAGAUGUAUCAAUAUCUUUACGUUG
Pyricularia oryzae 70-15 is the source of this 1017-nucleotide messenger RNA. Its product is annotated as altered inheritance-mitochondria protein 31. The record is from RefSeq and is a predicted model, not a curated record. NCBI's taxonomy places the organism in Eukaryota, Fungi, Ascomycota, Sordariomycetes, Magnaporthales, Pyriculariaceae. Bases 187 to 828 code for a protein of 213 amino acids. Gene Ontology annotation, biological process: mitochondrial respirasome assembly. The transcript has 2 exons. Gene Ontology annotation, cellular component: mitochondrion.